AUGUCCGGAAACCCUUACGAGAACGAGCCUGGAUUCGAGGAGGCCAAUGAGGCAUCGGAUAAGAAGAACCAGAAGGACUACGUCCAGAAGAUACGUCACGAAACACUUCGAAUCUCCGUCAUCCAGCGUAUGGAGGAAUACCUUGGUCUCACACCCGACGGCAACGCUAUUGCCCAACAGUCUGCGGCAGACGGAGACCAACUGGAUAUCGACAACGAUGAUAUCGACGAUACGAACGUUCCUUUCGAACCUUUCAAGGAUUUGUGUAAGCGGCGAUUCCUAUGGUACUACGACAAUUACCUCCUUGCCGUGCAAAAGGCCAAGGCCGAGGUCAAGGACCACCAGGCGUUUGUUCGCAUGCCGUUUGAAGGUGCUAGCAACACCAUGGACGGCAAGUUCAACUACACAGAAUUGGAAAGACGCCUGCGGAAUGUCAAGGCUGCGCUUGACAAUGAGCUCGUCAAGUGGGCGAAGGAUGGCGAGGUUGCGAUCGAAAAGGAAAUGACGCUUUCUGUGAACUUGCGCCACCAGUAUGAACAAGUGGUGCAGGCAUUCAAGCGUCAAGACAUUCCUCACGAUAUUCAGUUGGAGGACAACAAUCCUUUCGUUUGGGUCAUCACCUAUUUCGGACGUCCAAUGACGAAUCUCGAUGGUGGCCUAUUCCGCUUCAAAAUCCACUUCAGUACCAAGUUCCCCGAGGAGCAACCUCGAGUCAAGUUUCACACACGCAUUUUCCACCAUCGCAUUGCAGAAGACGGGACAGUUUGCUAUUUCCCAAACUCACUUAGAAAGGAGGAUGUGCGAACUCACAUCGAGGCUGUGUUCACGGCACUGGAAGAAGAAGAUCCGGCUUACGACCCUCGAACUUUGGUACACCCUGAGGCGCACACUCUCUACUGGGGAGGUGCCGAGGCGCGGAAGAACUACAACAGGCGGCUCCGUAGAUCUGUGCAGCAGAGCAUGGAGUAA
Colletotrichum fioriniae is the source of this 969-nucleotide messenger RNA. RefSeq lists its product as uncharacterized. NCBI's taxonomy places the organism in Eukaryota, Fungi, Ascomycota, Sordariomycetes, Glomerellales, Glomerellaceae. The record is from RefSeq and is a predicted model, not a curated record.